This is a messenger RNA of Enterobius vermicularis (human pinworm), 1800 nucleotides long. NCBI's taxonomy places the organism in Eukaryota, Metazoa, Nematoda, Chromadorea, Rhabditida, Oxyuridae. The record is from the annotation of a GenBank genome assembly.
AUGUCGCAUAAUUCUAAGGGGCGCACUUGUGGUGGGGAUGAUUCAUCAACUCUCGAUGAAAAUUUUUAUUUAGCAGAUAGUCAGGACGACGAUGCAAAUGCAUCCACUCAAAAGGAUGAUGAGUUCAGAAGCGCACUUGUUGCUCGCAGCAUUGUCGAAGAAGAAACCAAACGGAAAAAGUAUGCAGUACUAGAACCAAUGGACGAGCGGCUUAAUCCAAUAGGGCUUUUUGUAGAAAACUUUGAACUUGGUCGGAAACCAAAAAUGCGAUAUCACUACGAUUUCUGCGCUCUCAGCUCCUCGAGGAGAACAUAUCUUACAAUCAGUGAACGUCAUUGCGUCAUAAAAAGAGACUUUGAUAACAGUGUCACAUACUUGUCGGACUGUAGUAAGUUUGGAACAUACGUGAACUCCAAAAUUGUGGGAAAGGGUAAAAUUUGUGUUCUGAAUAACAUGGAUAUUAUAAGUGUCGGCGAUGCAGAAAAUUUCGUAUACAUGUACCUCGAGUGCGCUCAUGUAGAAUCGAGUUUUCCCGCUGAACUUGUUGAAAGGUAUUUUGUAUCCAACCAUAUUGUUGGAGUUGGUGCCAUGGGGACGGUUUAUUUGGGUAAGCGAAGGUUAAGUUACCAGCUGGACAAGGUCGCAAUUAAAGCUGUCAGAAAGAAAAGGUUGGAUGCUCCUGGAGUGGAUGUAUCUUCUGUUGCACGGUCAAUUAAGCGUGAAGUUGAUAUAAUGCUUCAAAUUCAGCAUCCAAACUGCGUUCAGUUGGAAUAUAUGUGUGAGUCCCCAGAUACAGCUUAUCUAGUAAUGGAGUAUAUCGAAGGUGGUGAACUUUUGGAAAGAAUUAUAAGCGAAGAGAAUGAGGGAAAAGGGCUUGGAGAAAAGUUAACCAAGUUUUACGCAUAUCAGCUUUUACAAGCUGUUGAGUACCUACACAAGUGCAAAAUAGUCCACAGAGACAUCAAACCAGAAAAUGUGCUGAUGUUGAAAAAGGAUCCUUAUACAGUUGUGAAACUCUCUGAUUUCGGUUUGAGCAAAGGUUUCUCAUCUCGGCUGGAGUCUUUUUGUGGUACGGAACUUUACAUGGCACCAGAGAUGUUCAGAAAAGAGUUGCGCUAUGAUCAUAUGGUCGAUGUUUGGUCACUUGGUGCUGUGUUCUUCGUUUGCCUUGCAGGUUAUCCGGCGUUUAAUCAGGGUUAUCAGGAUAUGCCGCUCAUACAGCAAAUUUGCAAAGGUCGAUUGAUUUUCAUGGGGAUUUGGAAAACAAUUUCUUCCGAAGCUCAAGAACUUGUAAGGGCAAUGCUGCGUGUCAAUACCGCAGAAAGGAUACCAGUUAAGAGCGCCUUGGAGCAUAGUUGGUUUAAUGAUAGUAUAGUUAGCUACGCCAAACAAGUUGUACGGAAUUAUGAGACAAAGCGUGAACUGCUUCGUUGUAUUUUUCUUCCCACUUCUAUUUAUUUUGGCUACGCAGCUUCAGAUUGUGAACAGUACUCGUCAAGAUCAAAGGACCUCACUGUACUUUUAGGACGGGUUGUGAUCUUUGCAACUGAGUUUGUUUCUGCAGUGGCAGGUGGUGGUGCCAUCUAUUUUGUUAAGGUAGCACUCAAAGAAGUAGUAAAUUUGGAUGUGCAUUUGUUACACGCAGGGUCUGUAAUGGGCCAUAGCAAUAACGGAUGGUACGGUACGGUUUUGUCCACUGAGGUUUUGAGUGGAAUAGUCUCCGGUAAAGGAGACCCUAAUCAGCGGGGAAUGAAGUUUUGUGUUGGUUAUGAAUGGAAGCGCCAUCAUUUGAACAGGUAG